AUGAACACGACUACCAUUGGCGCAGAACUGCCUCCGAGCGCAGUCGCCUUCAUAGAUACCCUCACGACAUCCUUCCAGAGCAUACCUGGCUCUUCGAUCGUGAUCCGCUACAUCCGUUCCUCCUACCAGAACGACCCCGUGCGAUCAGCAGUGGAGCUGUUUCUCUUCAUCUUCGCAGUGCGGUACCUUCUUGCGCCUACAUACAGCACCAAGAAGACGAAGAAUGUGCCUCUCAGCGAGGAUGAGAUCGAUGAGCUGGUUGAGGACUGGACGCCGGAGCCUUUAGCCAGCGAGGAGAGUGAGUGGGAGAAGCUGCAGAAUGAGAAGCUACCUGUCAUAGUCGGUCCGGCUGCGGCAAAGGCACGUCUACAGAACGGCAAGACUGUCACAAACCUGGCUUCGUACAACCAUUAUGGCUUCGCAAACAACCCCGAGCUGACGACCAAGGCCGUAGCGACGGUUCGCACCUACGGAGUGGGACCAUGUUCACCUCCUGGUUUCUAUGGCACCCAAGAUGUGCACAUGAAGUCAGAGGCAGAUAUCGCGGCGCAUCUUGGCGUGGACGCUGCAAUUAUCUAUGCGCAGUCAUUCUCCACCAUUUCUUCUGUGAUUCCGGCGUUCAGCAAGAGAGGAGACAUCAUCGUGGCAGACAAGGCAGUCAACUUCCCGAUCCGAAAAGGCCUGCAAAUCAGCAGAAGCACGGUGCGGUGGUAUGAGCAUAACGACAUGGAAGAUUUGGAACGUGUGUUGGCAAAAGUGGUCAAGGAGGGCAGCGGCAAGGCAUUGACGAGAAGAUUCAUCGUAACAGAAGGACUGUUCGAGAAUGUCGGUGAUAUGGUCAAUCUACCCAAGAUCAUCGAGCUGAAAGACAAGUACAAGUUUCGCGUCAUUCUGGACGAGACAUGGUCGUAUGGCGUGCUCGGACGAACAGGCAAGGGUGUGACAGAACAGCAGAAUGUGGACCCGCUGAACGUGGACAUGAUCAUUGGUGGUCUGGCUGGUGCAAUGAGCUCCGGAGGCGGCUUCUGCGCGGGCACGACAGAGAUUGUGGAGCACCAGAGACUUUCCGCGUCUGCAUACACUUUCUCGGCAGCACUACCAGCACUUCUUGCGACGACCGCUUCUGAAACCGUCACUUUGCUGCAGGAAGACCCGAACAUCAUCAAGAAUCUGCGCGAGAAUAUCGCGGCGAUGCGAGCACAGCUCGACCCUCGAAGCGACUGGAUACGAUGCAUGAGCGCACCAGAGAACCCGGUAAUGCUUCUGACGCUCAAGGAGCAGCACGUGAAGGAUCGUGUGCUAUCGAGAGCAGAUCAGGAGUUCCUCCUGCAAGACUGCGUCGACGAGUGCCUCGCGAACGGUGUACUAAUCACGAGACUGAAGUCGAUGCCACCCGCGCUUGGCACACAACCUCGAGAGCUGGACAAGGAGUGGCAGCCUUUCCCAGCGCUGAAGGUCUGUGUGACUGGCGCGUUGAGCAGGAAGGAGACGGAGAAGGCUGGUAUUGUGAUACGUCAUGCCAUUACAUCUGUGAUGAAGGGCAAGAAGUGGCAGACUGGACGCAAUGCGUGA
Fulvia fulva is the source of this 1572-nucleotide messenger RNA. RefSeq names its product Serine palmitoyltransferase 1. Bases 1 to 1572 code for a protein of 523 amino acids. Gene Ontology annotation, cellular component: endoplasmic reticulum. Gene Ontology annotation, molecular function: pyridoxal phosphate binding; serine C-palmitoyltransferase activity. The record is from RefSeq and is a predicted model, not a curated record. The transcript has a single exon. NCBI's taxonomy places the organism in Eukaryota, Fungi, Ascomycota, Dothideomycetes, Mycosphaerellales, Mycosphaerellaceae. Gene Ontology annotation, biological process: ceramide biosynthetic process; sphingosine biosynthetic process.